Molecule: messenger RNA, 2359 nt
Organism: Ricinus communis (castor bean)
Lineage: Eukaryota; Viridiplantae; Streptophyta; Magnoliopsida; Malpighiales; Euphorbiaceae
Product: pentatricopeptide repeat-containing protein At2g15630, mitochondrial
Exons: 1
Coding region: 153-2084 (643 amino acids)
Molecular function (GO): protein binding
Source: RefSeq, a predicted model, not a curated record
GUCCAGAAAGUCAAAAUUGACCGGUAAAUUGCAAAGCCAUUCUCUGCUAAUGUAAAUCGCUUUCCAAAGCAAAACCCCUUUCUGGUCUCUGCUGCUUCCACAUCCCCUCUUCUGCAACAAGAUCAAAAUUACCCAGUUCCUUACUACUUAAUAUGAAACCUCACAUACUUCUAAACUCUCAAUUACUUACUUACAAUAAGCUUAAACCCUCAAUUCUCAUUUCCUAUGCACAUUUUUCUUCAACUCCAAUCCCAAUUAUCGACCACUUACAUGCUGAAACUCUACAUCCAAACGCCUCCACAGACUCACCACUUGUAAUAACUCAUCAAUCUUUGCUGGACUCCAUCCAAUCUUCUCAGUGGCAUCUUAUCAAACACCUUGCACCCAACCUGAGUCCUUCACUUAUUUCAGCCACUCUACUGAGUCUCCACAAAAAAUCUGAUUUAGCUCUUCAAUUCGUAACCCACAUUGGAUUUAAGGGUCUGGAUAUCAAAACUAAAUGCCUUGCUGUUGCAGUAGUUUCGCGCUCCCCCUCUCCGAAAUCUACUUUGCACCUUUUAAAACAGACUAUUGAAAGUCGCGUUGCUGGGGUUAAGGAUGUUUUUCAUGAGUUAGCGAUUACUCGGGAUCGCUUAGGUACUAAAAGUAGUAUAGUCUUUGAUAUGUUGAUAAGGGCUUGCUGUGAAUUGAAGAGAGGUGAUGAUGCAUUUGAGUGUUUUGAUAUGAUGAAGGAGAAGGGUGUAGUUCCAAAGAUUGAAACAUUUAAUGCUAUGCUGAGUUUGUUUUUGAAGUUGAAUCAGACGGAGACUGUGUGGGUUCUGUAUGCAGAGAUGUUUAGGUUGAAAAUCAAGUCAACUGUGUAUACAUUUAAUAUAAUGAUUAAUGUUUUGUGUAAGGAAGGGAAGUUGAAAAAGGCAAAGGAUUUUAUUGGGUCUAUGGAGAAUUUGGGGGUGAAGCCUAAUGUUGUUACAUAUAACACGGUAAUUCAUGGAUAUUGUUCGAGAGGAAGAGUUGAAGGUGCUAGAAUGGUUCUUGACAUAAUGAAAAAUAGAGGGGUUGAACCUGAUUCAUACACUUAUGGUUCACUUAUUAGUGGAAUGUGCAAGGGAGGAAAACUUGAGGAGGCAUCUGGGAUACUUGAGAAAAUGAAAGAAAUUGGGUUGCUACCAACUGCUGUGACUUAUAACACACUGAUUGAUGGGUACUGCAAUAAAGGGGAUUUGGUGAAGGCUUUUGGCUACAGGGAUGAGAUGGUCAGGAGAGCCAUAUUGCCUACGGUUUCUACUUAUAAUUUGUUGAUUCAUGCUUUAUUUUUGGAAGGUAAGAUGGAUGAAGCUGAUGGUAUGAUAAAAGACAUGGGAGACAGUGGGAUAGUUCCUGAUUCGAUAACCUAUAACAUCUUGAUUAAUGGAUAUUGCAGAUGUGGGAACGCAAAGAAAGCAUUUAACCUCCAUGAUGAAAUGAUAAGUAAGGGUAUUCAGCCUACACUGGUUACAUACACAUCACUGAUUUAUGUUCUGAGUAAACGGAACAGAAUGAAAGCAGCCGAUGACCUGUUUGAAAAGAUUAUUCGUGAAGGAGCGUCACCAGAUCUUAUAAUGUUCAAUGCCUUGAUUGAUGGUCAUUGUGCUAAUGGGAAUCUGGAUCGUGCAUUUGCAUUGUUGAAGGAGAUGGACAAAAGGAAUAUUGUUCCUGAUGAAGUGACGUACAAUACCCUAAUGCAAGGCCGUUGUAGAGAGGGAAAAGUCGAAGAAGCUCGUGAGCUUCUCAAAGAGAUGAAGAGAAGAGGAAUCAGACCUGAUCACAUUAGUUACAAUACUCUGAUUAGUGGGUAUAGUAAGAGAGGAGAUAUAAACGAUGCCUUCACAGUUAGAGACGAGAUGUUGAGUAUAGGAUUCAAUCCUACACUUCUCACUUAUAAUGCCCUAAUACAAGGUUUAUGCAAAAAUCAGCAAGGAGAUCUUGCUGAAGAGCUCCUCAAAGAGAUGGUUAGCAAAGGCAUUACUCCUGAUGACAGUACCUACUUCUCAUUGAUUGAGGGGAUAGGAAAAGUUGAUGACUCUUCAGAAGCUAGUGAUUCUUAAUCAGUUUGUUUGACGAGAGCUUUAAAUCUUUAUUAGAGAUUGAGUAUGUUAGAAGGAACAGUCAUCUUGCAUGUCGUACUGAGAAGUUGAAUGGGAUCCACAAAGAGUUACUUGAGAAUACUUCGCCGUAAGAGCAUGGAUUAUAUUCCUCUAAUUUUUAAUUGUUUUCUUUCUGUAAAUAUGUAGUUGUAAUGAACCCAUUUAACAAGAAGAAAAACAGAAGUUAGCGAUUUAUGUAAACCUGAAGAAUAAAUGACUUCUAUGUUUUUGUUCCA